AUGGGAAAGUCUGUUUUGUGGUUGGCUUCUCUCCUCCUCCUGGUGGUGGCGGCAAGUGGUGUAGAAGAGCAAUUAUCUGAGCCCGGCGGGCUUAAACCAGUAGACAUAAGUGACCCAAAAUACCAAAGCCUGGCGAAAAUUACAGUGGAGAUACACAAUUGGCAAGUAGGGUCUAAUCUGCAGUUCCUGGAACUGGUGUGUGGAUGGUCCAGAAUUGUUCGAGGAAUCAACUAUCAGUUUUGCUUGAGGCUCAUUGAUAAGGACAAUAAUAAUGCAGUGUUUCACUAUAAAAUUGACGUGACGCUAGACCCGAGCGCGAACAUCUUCAUCAAUGACUUCCACCUCGUCCCCAUCGACCUCGAGUGUUGCUUUGCCCGAGCAAAUGGAAAAGCAAAAGCAAAAGCUUAG
Messenger RNA from Momordica charantia (bitter melon), 408 nucleotides. NCBI's taxonomy places the organism in Eukaryota, Viridiplantae, Streptophyta, Magnoliopsida, Cucurbitales, Cucurbitaceae. The record is from RefSeq and is a predicted model, not a curated record.